AUGAAUGAUCCUUUACAAACACAAUCCAACAAUAACUCCAACUUUAAUAAUGCUGAACCACUCGGCCCAGAUUUAGACCAUUUAGAAGAAAUCCAGAAUCCAUGGUUAAGGGCUUCAUAUAAAUCCGCAUUGGAAUUUUUUCAAAGGGAUAAUGUUUUAGACACCGCUGAUCGUGAAACUUUAUUUAAUAACUAUGCCGCGUUGACAAGAAGUGAGUUAGCAGGUGGUUGGGGUGCAUUUGCAGCGGUGUUCGGCACUCCAUUUGCCUACCAAUAUUACAAAACUAAAGGCAUUAGAGGCGUCCAAGUGCCCCGUAAUUUUAUAUUUGGUUUAGGUGCAUUGAUGUUGGGCACAUGGAUUUCAGGUAAAAUGGUUUAUGCUAAACAGUUGGAUAUUUUACAGAAGCAAUUUUAUGAACCAGAUAAUACAAAUAGAGCUUAUAGGCAAUACAAUAUGAUGACUCUAUUACCACCAGGUGAGGCUGCUAGAUGGGCUGGGUAUUUUCAGACUACUGCUAUUAAUCCUGCUAGAAAAGUUGUUGACCCAAGAUUGAAAUUCCAAAAUGUAGAAAAUAAAAUCGAAGGCAAAGUUCCACCAUCAGGGUUUUUAAGCCAAAGAGACCCAAUGAACCUGUAUUCAAGACCAGGCUAUGAGAAAAACAAGGGCAGCAAUAUGCCGACAAAGGCUACUGAUACUAUGGCAACUGAUAAUAACACCCAUUCUUUUGAAAAUAGUAAUCCAAAUGAUGUUUUCCAAAUAAAUUUUGAAGACGAUGGUGAAAAUAUCAAUAAAAAUAAUAAUAUCCCGGAGGUUUCUGCUUGGGAAAAAAUUCGUCGACAAAAUAACGUGGAUGGAUUGCCUCCUUCCUCAUCUAAAGAAUAA
Molecule: messenger RNA, 882 nt
Organism: Saccharomycodes ludwigii
Lineage: Eukaryota; Fungi; Ascomycota; Saccharomycetes; Saccharomycodales; Saccharomycodaceae
Gene: RCI37
Product: Rci37p
Exons: 1
Coding region: 1-882 (293 amino acids)
Source: RefSeq, a predicted model, not a curated record